Messenger RNA from Parnassius mnemosyne (clouded apollo), 408 nucleotides. NCBI's taxonomy places the organism in Eukaryota, Metazoa, Arthropoda, Insecta, Lepidoptera, Papilionidae. The record is from the annotation of a GenBank genome assembly.
AUGGAAAGCCAGCGCUUGUUUUUGGUAGAAGAAAGAAUGAAGACAUUCAAGAACUGGCCAUUCAGUGAUAAAAAUAAAUGUAAUGUGCGUAAUAUGGCAGAGGCUGGAUUUUAUUCAGUAGCUACUGGACCUGAUGAUGCCGAUGCAGCCAAGUGUUUUCUUUGUGGUAAAGAGCUGGACGGUUGGGAAGCUAGUGACGAUCCAUGGGCAGAACACAAAAGUCAUGCUGCUAAAUGUGCUUUUGUACAAAUUGGGAAGAAUGAAGAUGAUUUAUUGUUUUCAGAAUUAUUAUCAAUCAUCAAACAAUACAUGAUCAAUAAUAUUAAAAGGACAGCUGAAGUAACUAAAGAGCAAAUUGAUGAGAAAGCAAAGGCGGUCCGAAGAAGAUGCUUGGGAAGGAAAUGUUAA